Messenger RNA from Colletotrichum chrysophilum, 1971 nucleotides. RefSeq lists its product as uncharacterized. Gene Ontology annotation, biological process: dephosphorylation. Gene Ontology annotation, molecular function: alkaline phosphatase activity. The coding region runs from base 1 to 1971 and encodes 656 amino acids. Lineage: Eukaryota; Fungi; Ascomycota; Sordariomycetes; Glomerellales; Glomerellaceae. The transcript is spliced from 4 exons. The record is from RefSeq and is a predicted model, not a curated record.
AUGUCCGCCCUCGCCUUGGUCCUCUUGGCAUCCGCCCCCGCGGCCCUCGCCCAAACCUUCCAACGUCUCGGCGCCUGCCCCGACCUCGGCUGCGUCUUCCCGCCAGACCAAGCCAACUUCCUCCCCGGCCAGAACUUUGACAUCCGCGUCGAGGUCCACGCGCCCGUCAACGGCACCGAGGCCUUCAACGACGGCGUGCCGGACACGGAGUUCACGCUCACGAUCGCUAGCAACAGCAAGCCCGACGGCGUGCCGGUGACGGAGUUCUUCGCGCUCGACGAGCCGCAGCUGGAGACGUGGACGUUCUCGUGGUAUGAGGACCUUUUUGCCCAGGAUGCGGGGGAGAAGUCUGUUGUCAACGUCGCGUCGAAGGCGUACCGCCAUUUGUCGCUGUAUGAGCCGGGAAACUACACGGUCGAGCUGAGCUACUACAACGGCACGAAGAAGACUCUGGGGGAGUGGUUUGUGCGGCCGCUUGCCGAGGAGAAGAAGGCUAAGAAUGUGAUUUUGUUCAUUGGAGAUGGUAUGACGACGAACAUGAUCACGGCGGCGAGAUUGUUGGGUCACAAGAGUGUGAACGGGAAGUACCAGUCGAGGAUGCAGAUGGACGAGUUCCCGAUUCUCGGUCACCAGAUGACUCACUCAGUCGACAGCUUUGUCACAGACAGCGCGAACUCAGCCUCGGCGCUAUACUCCGGCCACAAGGGAACAUCAGACUCUAUGGGUGUGUACUCUGACUCAUCCGACGAUGACUUUGACGAUCCCAAGGUUGAGACCAUUGUGGAAAUGGUGACAAGAAUCUGGGGAUCCGCAUGGGGUGCAGUGACAACCGCCGCCCUCGACGACGCAACCCCGGCUGCUCUCACUGGCCACAGCCGAUCCCGCUCCAACGCCGGAUCUCUCAUCGACCAAGCGCUCAACGGCAUGACGAACUAUUCGUGGAGCACCCAUCCCGGACCAGACGUCUACUUUGGCGGCGGUGCCUCCACCUUCCUUCCAGGAUCCACCUCAUACCUGGGCAAGGAUUACUACGAAGAGUUCCGUAACCAGGGAUACUCCGUCAGCUGGAACGCGACAUCACUCAAGAAAGCACCGAUCGACACCCCUGCCUUGGGCGUGUUUUCCCUCUCCCACUUGCCCGUGUGGCUUGAUAGAAACAUCUUGACCGAUAACAUUGCUGAACUAGAGACCCACCCCUCCGGAGACGGUUCCCCGCCGCUCGACCUCCCUGGGUUGAAGGACAUGACUCUCAAGGCGCUCGACAUCCUGCUCGAGCGCAGCAACGACACCGGCUUCUUCCUCAUGUCUGAAGGUGCGUCGAUUGAUAAGCAGAUGCACGCCCUCGACUAUGACAGGGCCCUCGGCGAUCUCCUCGAGUUCGACGAUACGAUCCGUGCGACCGUGAAGAAGCUCAAGGAGGUCGGCGAGCUGGAGGAGACCCUCAUCGUCGUCACCGCAGACCACGGCCAUGGUUUCGACGUCUUCGGCGUAGCAGACACAAAGUAUCUUGCCGCCCAAGACACUGAUCGCAAGAAGCGUGACGCGAUCGGCAUUUAUGAGCGCUCUGGUCUGUCUCACUACACUGUUGAACGACCUGAUGGCAUCGAGUAUGGGACCGGUCCUAACUUCCCCUUGAACUGGAGCCCUCGUUAUGCCAUUGCGCCCGGUUUCGGAGCAAGCCCCGAUCGGAGGGAGAACUACCAACUGCACGAGUCGCCUCGUAAGGUGGUCGUCAGCGGAGAUGAUGGAUAUGUGGCUAACCCAGAGGAUGGUGAGGGUGGCUUCUUUGUUCAGGGAACGUUGCCGGUAUCUUCGUCGUCAGGCGUCCACUCAAUUACGGAUGUGCCACUCUUCGCGAUGGGUCCCUGCCAACAGACAUUCGCUGGCGUGUAUGACAACACGGAUGUCUUCUUCAAGAUUGCCUCUUGCCUUGGCCUUGGACAGUCAUCGGCUACUCCCAAGAGACAGUAA